CCACCCAUGACCAUCUUCAUCCACCCAUGACCAUCUUCAUCCGCCCAUGACCAUCUUCAUCCACCCAUGACCAUCUUCAUCCACCCAUGACCAUCUUCAUCCACCCAUGACCAUCUUCAUCCACCCAUGACCAUCUUCAUCCACCCAUGACCAUCUUCAUCCACCCAUGAGCAUCUUCAUCCGCCCAUGACCAUCUUCAUCCACCCAUGACCAUCUUCAUCCACCCAUGACCAUCUUCAUCCGCCCAUGACCAUCUUCAUCCACCCAUGACCAUCUUCAUCCACCCAUGACCAUCUUCAUCCACCCAUGACCAUCUUCAUCCACCCAUGACCAUCUUCAUCCGCCCAUGACCAUCUUCAUCCGCCCACGCCCAUCCCUUUGUGACAUGUGUCGGUCCUAGCCCAGCGGACCCCCGCACCAUCAUUGCUGGCGGUGGAGAUGGCGCCGUGGCUGUGUUUGACUCGCGCAUUCACAAGGCUGUUGCCCGAGUGUCCUUGGGGCAAGGUUGCGAGGUGACAUCAGCAGCCUUCAGCCCGUGCGGUCGCUUCUUCCAUGCCGCCUGCUCUGCCAACUGCUGCUUCGUCUUUGACUCCCGCUGCCUCCCUCCUCCUCGUCCUGCCCUCCUUCCUCCGCCUCCUCACCAUCUUCCCCCCUCUGCGCUCUCUUCCGCCUCUCCCACGGCCUGCCCGUGCCCUCACUGCAGCACUCGGUGCAGCAUGCCGGGUCUGUGGACUGUGGGGACGAAGGGGUGAACGACGCCCGCUGGCUCUCAGCCUCGCCUGGCCUCGUGACAGGCAGUGGCAAUGGCAGCAUGGCUGUAUGGGAUGUGACUCUAGCUGACCCCCUCACUGCCGUCUCCUUUGCACAUACUCGAUCAAUAAAUACUGUGGCGGUGGCACCUGAUGAUGCCUGCAUUGCCACGGGUGGCGACGACCAGAAAGUGGUCCUAUAUCUGUCGCCGUUGACUGCCUCUCCAGCCUCAACUCCUUGGAAGCUUACACACCCCUUGCGCUUGUCGCCCUUGUUACAAUAGUCGUCAUACAGAAAACAGUCAUGUUAUCGUUUUCCCACGUAUACGGGACCCAAAUGCCAGUUUUUUUUACAGGUGCAUAUUUAAAGUCCCUAAUGUCAAACAUGUUUAUUGUCAUGUUUGUAUAGACUGUAUAGGGUCAUCUCUUAGAGA
This is a messenger RNA of Closterium sp. NIES-67, 1183 nucleotides long. The record is from the annotation of a GenBank genome assembly. NCBI's taxonomy places the organism in Eukaryota, Viridiplantae, Streptophyta, Zygnematophyceae, Desmidiales, Closteriaceae.